Stegastes partitus (bicolor damselfish) is the source of this 1859-nucleotide messenger RNA. RefSeq names its product nudix (nucleoside diphosphate linked moiety X)-type motif 19 (gene nudt19). The record is from RefSeq and is a predicted model, not a curated record. The transcript is spliced from 3 exons. Gene Ontology annotation, molecular function: hydrolase activity, acting on acid anhydrides, in phosphorus-containing anhydrides. The coding region runs from base 80 to 1279 and encodes 399 amino acids. Gene Ontology annotation, cellular component: mitochondrion. Lineage: Eukaryota; Metazoa; Chordata; Actinopteri; Pomacentridae.
GCCAGAGUGAGUGAGUGACCGGGGUCCAAACUUUCAGAGACAUUCUGUGAAAACCAAGAAACACUGCGUUAGUUUCAGCAUGAACACGGCUCUGAAGCACUGGAAAGAAGCGGCCACUCUCAUUUUAGCCGCAGGACACCGGCUCGGCCCGGACACUUUAUCGUCAAGGACACCGCUGGCAGCUUCCGCAGUUUCCCUGCCGGGCAGCAGCCAUGGUCGGUCACAGCUGCCGCACAAGUCCCGCUACGACUACGACGUGUUGCUACUGAAAAGAAGCGGCAAGAGCGGUUUCAUGCCCAACGCUUACGUUUUUCCUGGCGGGUUGCUGGACUCCUCGGACUUUUCGAGUGAUUGGCUGGACAUUUUCAAAUCUUUCAGUCAGUUCCCCAGUUUUGGUUUGAGAAGCGUCAAGCAGCCGGUGGAGACCAGACCGCCGAUCUUCGCCACGGACCGGCGGAAGCUCGGCUCUCCCAUCCCCGGAGAGGUCGCCAUCCGGAUCUGCGCCUUGAGGGAAACGUUUGAGGAAUGCGGCGUGCUGCUGGCCGUGUCAAAAACGGAGGCGAAAAGUAUGUUAAAAAGCUCAGAGGACGUUUGUGCCGCUCGACAGCACGCAGUAAACGAGCUGGACGGCGGUGAGCUCAGUAAAUGGAGGGCUCUGGUGAACCAGAACCCCUCCAACUUCAUCAGGAUGUGCAGGGAGCUGGAGGUGCUGCCCAACAUCUGGGCUCUGCACGAGUGGAGCAACUGGCUGACCCCCAUAGGAAGAUAUGGCACCAAGAGGUUUGACACAGCUUUCUUCAUAUGCUGCUUGCAGGACGUCCCGCACACACUUCAAGACGAAAACGAAAUCGUGCGCUUUCAGUGGUCCACACCUUCAGAGAUUCUGCAGAGCUUCCAGGCGCGGGAGUUGUGGAUCCCGCCUCCGCAGUUCUACGAACUCAGUCGCAUGUGCCGCUUCCCUUUGCUGAAUGACCUCCACGGCUUCGCCCGCCAGCGCGCCACGGAGGGCUGCGAACAGUUUCUACCUGUCAUCGUCGUUACGGAUGAACACUCGAUGUCACUGCUGCCAGGUGACAAACUUUACCCAUCGGACACUUCAGAAAAGCCUGAGGUUGAUCAGAGCGCUAACUCUCAACCGCAGGAUCCUCAGGAGGAUUCUGCACUGCACCGCAUGGUGAUGUCCGACCCGUACACUACAACUAUACAGAUCACCAUCCUGCCCAAGCACAACCACCUGCUCCCUGUUGCCUUGACACAUGACUCAAAAAGUCAGCUUUGACCUGCUUUAAAACUCUUCCUAUUCCAGUACAUAUAGAAAUAUAAUAUAUGGGGAAAAGAAAUCAUGAAUAAAUAGAUCUUUAUUCUAAUAUCUUUAUUGUUUACCAGUUUUAUUUAAUUUUCGACUGCGUCGGAUUGUUUUUCGUUUGAUCUGCUCUUUUGGGAAAACGCCCCUGAUCUGUCUCGCUUGUUCUUUAUAUAACAAACAUACAAUUGACAAAUCUGAAGUGACCACUGAUGGCCUUAUUCUACCCUGGACUUUUAGGUUCUUAGGUACUGAUAGGCACACAGAUAUUCAUUUCCAUAUGUGGUACACAAAAGCUGACGUCACUUUAAGAGACUCUAAAGCGGUUCGAUCAAAAGUAGUUUAAGCUGCUGGGUUUUGUUUGGUUAAUGGUGCCGAUUCAAAAUAUAGGAAUAGUUUGUUUAGAAAUACUGUAUAUCAGUCAGAUGUGACUUUUUUUGUUAUUGUCUAAUGUGUCAAAUCUCUUGUCUAAAAUUUCAAACCACACCCCUCAUCCCCCCUGUGUAAUAAAAUGUGACUUGAAAAUAAAUUCAAAAUAUUUUUUUGUUCUUUGCAA